This is a messenger RNA of Orbilia oligospora ATCC 24927, 993 nucleotides long. RefSeq lists its product as uncharacterized. The coding region runs from base 1 to 993 and encodes 330 amino acids. Gene Ontology annotation, cellular component: cytosol. The record is from RefSeq and is a predicted model, not a curated record. NCBI's taxonomy places the organism in Eukaryota, Fungi, Ascomycota, Orbiliomycetes, Orbiliales, Orbiliaceae. Gene Ontology annotation, biological process: heme biosynthetic process. Gene Ontology annotation, molecular function: zinc ion binding; porphobilinogen synthase activity. The transcript has 2 exons.
AUGACUGAUAUCUCUUCAAUCCUCCACGGUGGUUACCACCACCCGCUCUCUCGAACCUGGCAAGGGACCACCCAACUCACAAAAUCCAUGUUAAUCUACCCCCUCUUCAUAACCGACAACCCAGACGAAGAGACCCCCAUCUCCUCCCUACCAAACCAAUCCCGCCUAGGUCUAAACAAACUAGUCCCCUACUUAACCCCCUUAAUCGCCAAAGGUUUAAAAUCCGUAAUCCUCUUCGGCGUGCCCCUCGCCGAAGGUACAAAGGACAGUUGCGGAACCUCAGCCAACGACCCCACAGGUCCCGUGAUCUCAGCAAUCAAACUCCUAAAACGCGAGUUUCCGGAGUUAUUCAUCGUUUGUGAUGUUUGUCUUUGUGAGUAUACCGAUCACGGACAUUGUGGGAUCUUGAGAGAGGAUGGGACUUUGGAGAAUGAAGCUAGUGUUAAGAGGAUUGCGGAGGUGGCGGUGAGUUAUGCGAAGGCUGGGGCGCAUUGUGUGGCUCCAUCGGAUAUGAUGGAUGGGAGGAUCAAGGGGAUUAAGUUGGGAUUGAUUGAGGCUGGGUUGGCGCAUAAGGUUUUGUUGAUGAGUUAUGCGGCGAAGUUUGCUGGUCCUUGGUAUGGACCUUUCCGUGAGGCCGCCGGCUCAGCUCCAGCAUUCGGCGAUCGUCGAUGUUACCAACUCCCCUCAAACGCUCGUGGUCUCGCCCGCCGCGCCAUUACCCGCGAUCUCUCGGAAGGUGCAGAUAUAAUAAUGGUCAAGCCCGCGGCCAAUUUCCUGGAUAUAAUCAGUGAUGCCAAGCAGGUUUCCCCUGAUACUCCCAUUGCGGCAUAUCAUGUCUCGGGUGAAUAUGCGAUGAUACACGCUGCUGCGAAAGCUGGAGUGUUCGAUCUUAGAAAAGCGGCAGAGGAUGUUAUGACGGGGAUAUUGAGGGCUGGAGCUACUAUUAUUGUUAGUUAUUUUACCCCGGAGUUUUUGGAGUGGUUGGAUGAUUAG